Messenger RNA from Arabidopsis arenosa, 3345 nucleotides. The record is from the annotation of a GenBank genome assembly. Lineage: Eukaryota; Viridiplantae; Streptophyta; Magnoliopsida; Brassicales; Brassicaceae.
UCUUUAUGAGAGAAAAAAACGAUGGAGACGAAGAAGAUUGAUUCAUUUGAUCGUGCCAGUGAGCUUAAAGCUUUCGAUGAGACGAAGACUGGUGUGAAAGGACUCGUUGACGCUGGAAUCUCACAGAUUCCACGCAUUUUCCAUCACUCAUCUGUCGAACUAGCAAAUCCUAAGCCACUUCCCUCGGACUUGCUACAUCUAAAGACGAUCCCAACGAUCGAUCUCGGAGGACGGGUCUUCGAGGACGCGAUUAAGCGCAGGAACGCGAUUGAAGGGGUUAAAGAAGCAGCUGCGAAGUGGGGUUUCUUCCAAGUGAUUAACCAUGGAAUUUCGCUCGAUCUUCUUGAAAAGAUGAAAGAUGGAGUUCGUGAUUUUCAUGAGCAACCCCCAGAAGUGAGGAAAGAAUUGUACAGCCGCGAUUUCAGCAGAAAGUUUAUGUAUUUAAGUAACUUCGAUCUCUACACUGCUCCAGCUGCAAAUUGGAGAGACACAUUCUAUUGUUACAUGGCUCCAGAUCCUCCUAAACCAGAGGAUCUGCCAGAGAUUUGUAGGGAUGUUAUGAUGGAAUACUCAAAGCAAGUGAUGAUUUUGGGUGAAUUUCUCUUUGAGAUUUUGUCAGAAGCUCUAGGGUUGAACCCUAAUCACCUCAAGGACAUGGAAUGCUUAAAGGGUUUGCGCAUGCUUUGCCACUACUUCCCACCGUGUCCAGAGCCUGACCUAACUUUUGGCACAAGUAAACACUCCGACGGCUCUUUUCUUACAGUCCUUCUACCAGACAACAUAGAAGGGCUUCAGGUUCUUCGUGAAGGAUACUGGUUCGAUGUUCCUCAUGUUCCCGGUGCUCUUAUCAUCAACAUCGGAGAUCUUUUACAGGCAAGUUUGCGCAAUCAAUACAUGUUUGCUAGCUCAGAUUUCACAAUUUUAUUUACACUUAUUACAAACGACAAGUUCAUCAGUUUGAAACAUAGAGUAUUGGCGAACAGAGCCACAAGAGCUCGAGUCUCUGUCGCAUGUUUCUUCCAUACCCACGUAAGACCAAAUCCUAGAGUGUACGGACCCAUUAAAGAGCUUGUGUCCGAAGAAAACCCUCCAAAGUACAGAGAGACAACCAUCAGAGACUACGCUACUUACUUCAAUGGCAAAGGACUUGGCGGAACCUCUGCUUUGCUCCAUUUUAAAACGACGAAGAUUGCUCCUUCAUUCGAUCGUGCCAGUGAGCUCAAAGCUUUCGAUGAGACAAAAACGGGUGUGAAAGGACUAGUCGACUCUGGAAUUUCACAGAUUCCACGCAUCUUCCAUCACUCAUCUGUCAAAUUAGGAAACCCUAAACCACUUUCCUCGGACUUGCUACAUCUCAAGACGAUCCCAACGAUCGAUCUUGGAGGAUGGGUUUUCGAGGAUGCGAGUAAGCGCAAGAACGCGGUUGAAAGGAUUAAGGAAGCAUCAGAGAAGUGGGGUUUCUUCCAGGUGAUUAACCAUGGAGUUCCACUUGAUCUUCUUGAGAAGAUGAAAGAUGGAGUUCGUGGGUUUCACGAGCAAUCCCCUGAAGUGAGGAAAGAUUUCUACAGUCGCGAUUUAACUAGAAAGUUUCAGUAUUCAAGUAAUUUUGAUCUCUAUAGUUCUCCAGCUGCAAAUUGGAGAGACACGGUUGCUUGUACCAUGGCUCCAGAUCCUCCGAAUCCACAAGAUAUUCCAGAGAUUUGUAGGGAUGUCACGAUGGAAUAUUCAGAGCAAGUGAUGAAUUUGGGUGAAUUUCUCUUUACGCUUUUAUCAGAAGCUCUAGGGUUGAACCCUAAUCACCUCAAUGACAUGGAUUGCUCUAAGGGUUUGGUCAUGCUUUGCCAUUACUACCCACCAUGUCCAGAGCCUGACCUAACUUUAGGCACAAGUCAGCACGCCGACAAUACUUUUCUUACCGUUCUUCUUCCAGAUCAGAUCGAAGGGCUUCAGCUUAUAACAAAUGACAAGUUCAUCAGUUUGGAGCAUAGAGUAUUGGCGAACAGAGCAACAAGAGCUCGAGUCUCUGUAGCAGGUUUCUUCACCACCGCCAUGAGACCUAAUCCUACAGUGUACGGACCGAUUAGAGAGCUUGUGUCUGAAGAAAACCCUCCAAAGUACAGAGAGACCACUAUUAGAGACUACACUGCUCACUUCAAAACUAAAACUAUGGAGACGACGAAGAUUUCUCCUUCAUUCGAUCGUGCCGGUGAGCUUAAAGCUUUCGAUGAAACGAAAACGGGUGUGAAAGGACUCGUUGACGCAAGAGUUUCACAGAUUCCACGCAUCUUUCAUCAUCCAUCUAUCAAAUUAUCAAACCAUAAACCACUUUCCUCAGACUUGCUACAUCUCAAGACGAUCCCAACGAUUGAUCUCGGAGGACGGAUCGUUGAGGACGCGAGCAAGGGCAAGAACGCGAUUGAAGGGAUUAAAGAAGCAGCAGAGAAGUGGGGUUUCUUCCAGGUGAUCAACCAUGGAGUUCCACUUGAUCUUCUUGAGAAGAUGAAAGAUGGAGUUCGUGGGUUUCACGAGCAAUCCCCUGAAGUGAGGAAAGAAUUCUAUAGUCGCGAUUUCAGCAGAAGGUUUCUGUAUUUAAGUAAUUUCGAUCUAUUCAGUUCUCCAGCUGCAAAUUGGAGAGACACUUUCUCUUGUUACAUGGCUCCAGAUCCUCCAAAACUAGAGGAUCUACCAGAGAUUUGUAGGGAUGUUAUGAUGGAAUACUCAAAGCAAGUGAUGAUUUUGGGUAAAUUUCUCUUUGAGAUUUUAUCAGAAGCUCUAGGGUUGGAACCUAAUCACCUCAAUGACAUAGAUUGCUCCAAGGGUUUGCUCAUGCUCUCCCAUUACUACCCACCGUGUCCAGAGCCUGACCUAACUUUAGGCACAAGUCAGCACUCUGACAACUCUUUUCUUACCGUCCUUCUCCCCGAUCAGAUUGAAGGGCUUCAGGUUCGCCGCGAAGGGUACUGGUUCGAUGUUCCUCAUGUUCCCGGCGCUCUAAUCAUCAACAUUGGAGAUCUUUUACAGCUUAUAACAAACGACAAAUUCAUCAGUUUGGAGCAUAGAGUAUUGGCGAACAGAGCAACAAGAGCUCGAGUGUCUGUCGCAUGUUUCUUUACCACCGGAGUAAGACCGAAUCCUAGAGUGUACGGACCGAUUAGAGAGCUUGUGUCUGAAGAAAACCCUCCGAAGUACAGAGACACCACCAUUAGAGAGUACGCUACUUACUUCAAUGCCAAAGGACUUGACGGGACCUCUGCUUUGCUCCAUUUUAAAAUAUGAAACAUGGUGAGCUACUACUAUCUCACACAUAUACGACAUGACUAUAUGUAAUAAUGCAUUUGCAGACUA